AUGGCGGCGGUCGUGAGUUGGUACGGACCGCUCAUCGAUCUCUCGGCGGCCGCCGGUCAUGUCGGCGGACUCGUGCAGCUGCUGGCGUCCGUUCGCCGUGUCCUCCCCCACCAGGAGCAAAAUGCCGCGACCGGAAGGACAUACGAGAGAGUCAUACUAGAAGUUGGUGACGACACGAGGUCGAGUUUCUCUGUAUCUCUAUGGUCCAACAGUACUAGUUCGACCAUAGUGGCGGGCGACGUAUUACUGUUGCAGAAUAUUAAGAUAGUAGAAUUCAGAAAUGGCUUGGAGGGGAGAGCUACUCAGACCUCUGCAGUCCAAGUAUUGCUGAACUCUAAAGAUUUAACGCAACACGAAGGGAUGGAUGAACUAAUAAUUAAUUGUAAAGUCGGGGCUGCUACAAGAUCAAAGUUAAGAAGACUGUCAGAGUGGAUCUUACACACCAAACGUGCUUGCACGGAAAAUCUUCAUCAGGUGAUGUUGAAGAAUUGGAAAGAAAAAACAGAAAAUAAUUCAGCAGACUUGUCCAUCUCAGAACUAAUAUCUCAGAGCAAACCAUGCAAUUUCAAUAUUUCUGCAUCUAUUGGAAAAAUCGUAUUAAUGGGUUCUCUUACCCCCUUGAAGGAGCAAUUGACAGUAAUCGAGAAGCUUUCUUUGAAUGAACAUAAUGAUAUUGUCAGAGAUUUCAUUACUACUGGUUGCAAGUUAUGUGGUUUACCUCUAUACCGAAAAAACCUUCAUGGAGACAGUAAUUGUCCAAUUGAUUGUCCAGAUAAUCCUAAGUAUGUCCACGCUGUUGGCCAGAUAUACAAACCAUUCAUGAUCUAUGUGCGAGACCAAUCUGGACAGGUUCCUGUGCUUGUGAGGAAUAAAGUUGCCGAGACCUUAUUUGGAAAUAUUAUCGCAGAUGAUGUGUCUGAAUGCUACAAGAGCCGCCAUUGCAUGCUGUUAGAAACUUGUGAAUCUGUCAGCCCAAGCACUUCUAGGAUGCUAGAUGGCACUGGCAAGAUAGGGAUUACUAAAAGGAAAAGAACCGGAAAAAAGCCAGAUUUUCAUCUUAUUUGGCUCAUUUUAGUGAAAUGCCUGCUGAACCCAGGCAAGAACAGUCCAUUCUGUUUCCAGAUUUCAGUCAGCCCCGAGAAGAAUGUUGAGAAUGGACGAUUUGAACUAGUCUCCUUGACAAUGCCAAUACCAAGAGAGGGGAUUGUUUCCUGUACCACAUAUGUCAAUUCAAAUUAGUAAUUGCCAUUUGCUUGUACAGAAGGAAUUGGACGUCUUAUUUUCGCAGGCGGUUUGCUGAUUACACUAGAGGAACUUUGCUAUUCUGAUGGUUUGCACAGUGACAUGGUUGCAAUGACAGGAACAUUAGGCCAGUAAUCUUCAGUUUGAGCAUGAAUGACUAAGCAGAAACUACACCUGACUCGCUUGGCAUCGAUACAAUACUGGACAGAGGAUAUAGCCAGGUGAAACAGAGGUCAACAGGUGACACAGUAUGGAUCUGUACCCAGAUCGGCCCUGAAAAACAUUGUAGUAGUUAUGGUCUUUUGCCAGCCUGCAAAGAAAGCUGAGCUUUCCCUCUCCCCUCCUGCAAAAAAAGCUAUGCUGGCAAUGUACCCUAGUGGCUUAUGCUUACAGUUUCUAAAUAUAACUGGAAAAGGAUAGGCCAUGUCUAGAACUAUAGCUUGUGAAGCCUGAUAUACAAUAAUGAUGGUCCUUACUUGAUUGAUGA
Molecule: messenger RNA, 1729 nt
Organism: Lolium rigidum
Lineage: Eukaryota; Viridiplantae; Streptophyta; Magnoliopsida; Poales; Poaceae
Exons: 7
Coding region: 1-1239 (412 amino acids)
Source: RefSeq, a predicted model, not a curated record